Messenger RNA from Brugia pahangi, 402 nucleotides. NCBI's taxonomy places the organism in Eukaryota, Metazoa, Nematoda, Chromadorea, Rhabditida, Onchocercidae. The record is from the annotation of a GenBank genome assembly.
AUGUUCGUUAGCGUGGAUGUUGUACUUUUCACAUUAGCUGAUCAGUUUUCGAAAUAUCACAUAAUAGAAAAGGAUGGAAAAAGUGUACAUUCAUUAUCUAUUUUGCAUUUCAAUCCAGGAAGACUUUUAUUAAUGUUUGCAACUCUCUUGUCUGCUUAUCUAGGCAUAUGUCAAGAAGAUCUGUAUUGUACAUAUGGGAAUCAUUCACGGGAAGCAAUAUUUUUUAUUAUGGAUAUGUAUUACGAAUGUGCAUACACUUAUUUCGCUGACUACAUCGCCAAAUGUUGCAAUGGUUAUAACGCUAAGGAAAUUCUUAUUGAUGGUUCUUUCAGUUAUUUUAUUCAAAAACCCAUUUACAUUUACGCAUUGUAUAGGCUGUCUCCUUGUAUUACGGUACCAUAG